AUGCGUCGGGCGGUGUCCGCUAACGCAGCGGCCCAGCGCCGCCGUCGGGCCCGUUUGACAGAGGCGCAGCGGCAGGCUCAGGCCGAACGGAACGCGGCCCAGCAGCGAGCGCGCCGGCAGAGGGAGGCUGUACGGGAGGCCAAGGCUGCUCGCCAGCGGGAGCGCGCGGACGACGACCGGGUGCGACAGCUCAACGCCGAGAGGCAGCGCGCGUUCCGAGCCGCACAGGAGGAGCACAGGCAGGCGGAGCUGGAGGCGAACGCGGCGCGCCUCCGCCAGCGGCGAGAGGAGCAGGAGGAGGCGGAGAGGCAGGCCGAGCUUGCCGAGGGUGCCCGGCGCCACCAGCAGCAGCGCGCUGCCGCCCGUGCGAGGCCAGCCUCGCUAGCGGCCCGCCGACCAGCGGCCGUUUUGUCCGGCGAGCAGGUGGUGGAGGCCGAUAAUGUCGGCACCGGCGGGUACGCGCCGUGUGUGGUGGUGCAGGGGCGGCUGUACCACCGCAUUGGACCGCUGGAAGCCCCUGAAGACCGGCCACCCUCCUUCGCCCAGAUAUACAUCAGCGACCCGCUGGCCGAAGAUCCGGAGGCUGAAGCGGCCAUUCGACUCGGUCAUGUGCGCCUUCCGACAGCGACCUCUACCGCCGUGCAGCACCGGCUGCUGGACCUGCUGGGACAGCUUCAGGCCAUGCUGCGCCAAGUCAACCCCUGGGUGCACGAUUUUAUCAUGGCUGCCGAGAUCCUGGCCCAGGAGGUGGAGCAUCGGCAGCUGAUCAUCAGCGUUGCAGCCCGACCCGCUGGCCAGCACGCGCGCCGCUACAACGCCCCCGAGGGACUGCGUGAGGUGGCUGUCCUCAUGGGAGAGGAGCCCGGACAGCACGACCUGAUCAGGCCCCACCAGGACGACAGCCUCCACCGCGCCGGUCGCCUGUUCCAAGAGUUUGUCUGUAUGGCCUACGCCAAGGUCGAGGCCAUCCGGCUGAAGUACAUCUCCACCCACCAGCGCGAGAUCCGGGCGGACCUCUACCAGAGCGUCCGUGACGCCGUGGCGGCUGACGCGGAGCUCGGCCAGCAGGAGCAGCCCGAGGAGGGACGUGAGCAGGCUGGUGUACCGGUCGUCGGGAGACGAGUCGUUCUGCCGGCUACUUUCAUCGGUGGACCCCGCCAUACGAGGCAACGUUACAUGGACGCCAUGGCCAUCGUGAGGGCCAAGGGGAAGCCGACCCUCUUCAUUACCAUCACGUGUAAUCCGAAGUGGCCGGAGAUCGCAAACGCCCUGUUGCCCGGACAGAAGCCCGAGGAUCGACCCGACUUGGUGGCGCGAGUGUUCCACCUCAAGCUCCGCCGCAUCAUCGGGGACCUGACCAAGCAGGCCGUCUUCGGCAAGCCGAGCGCCUUCAUGUGGGUCAUCGAGUUUCAGAAGCGCGGCCUGCCUCACUGUCAUCUCCUGCUCAUCCUGCAGCCGGAGGACCGGCCUCGGACCGGCGCCGAUGCGGACACGAUCGUCUCGGCGGAGCUGCCGGACCCCACCGAAUCGCCGCAGUCGGCCCGUGUGCAGCAGAUUGUCCUCACCAGCAUGGUUCACAACGAGUGCGGCGCUGCUCGGCCAACCGCCACCUGCAUGAAAGACGGUCAGUGCUCCAAACGGUUCCCGAAACCGCUCUCCCACGAGACCAUCUGGCAGGAGGACCGCACGUACCCCCAGUACCGGAGGCGCGGACCCGAGGACGGCGGCCAGCAGGCGGAACACAAUGGGAGGCUGGUGACGAACCAGUGGGUCGUGCCCUACAAUCCGCUCCUCAGCCUUCGCUACGAGUGUCACAUCAACGUGGAGGUGUGCUCCUCUGUGGACGGAGUUAAGUACCUUUUUAUGUACAUUUACAAGGGCUCCGACCGGCAGAUGGUCCGCGCAGAUCAGCUGAUCGAGGCCGGUCAGGACGAGGUGGCAGCUUUCCGAGACCUCCGCUCCAUUGGUGCGAGCGAAGCAUGCUGGCGGCUGUUCAGCUUCGAGAUGAGCGACCGGUCACCAGCGGUGCUGGCGCUACAGGUUCAUCUCGAAGACCAUCAGCUGAUCUUCUUCCAGCCUGGGGAGGAGCGGCAGGCAGUGGCUGGGGAGCCACGCCACACGCAGCUGACUGCCUGGAUGACCUACAAUCGGGCGUCGGCCGGCGAGGACCCCGAGUGCCUCCGGGUGCUCUACCCGGACUUCCCCCAGAAGUACCGCUGGGACGCCGGCCAGAAGCGGUGGCACCGGCGCCGCAACAUGCAGGCGGCGCCCACCAUCGGCCGGGUGGUGAGUCUCACACCCAGGCACGGGGAUGUAUUCUACCUCCGGGUAUUGCUGCAUCACGUCCCCGGCGCCACGACAUUCGCCGAGCUGCGCACGGUGGACGGCCAGGUGUGCGGCACACACCAGGAGGCGUGUCGGCGGCGUGGCCUGCUCCAGGACGACCAGGAGUGGGCGGAGACGCUGGCUGAGGCCGUCCGCACCCAGCGCCCCGGCCAGCUCAGGCAGCUGUUUGUGGUGCUGCUGCUAUUUUGCGCGCCGGCCGAUCCCGCAACCCUCCUCCACCGGUUCCAGGCAGCAAUGGGAGAAGACUUCGCCCGCCGCCACCCAGAGCUGCCGCCGGAGACGGUGACGGGACUGGUGCUACUGCGCAUCAGCGACUCCCUCCAGCGGGCCGGCAAGACGCUGGAGGACUUCGGCCUGCCGCCCGUGCCAGCUGAACACCAAGCAGCGGCCGCCGCCUUGGAGGGGACCGAGGAGCUGCGGCGCCUGCCUCCCAUUAUACGGGAGGAGGUCGACUUCGACCGUGCCGACCUUCAGCACACCGUCGACCAGCGGCUGCCAGGCCUACUGCCGGAUCAGCGCCAGGCGGUGGACACGGUGCUGGCCGCGGUCGACGGCCAGGAGCCGCUCGCCCUAUUCUUGGACGGCGCCAGGUGGGAGGGUCCCUUUAAUCUGCUCAUCUCUGCGGUGCGAGCCAAGGGCCUGGUGGCACUUGCCGUGGCGUUCAGCGGUAUCGCCGCUACACUGCUGGACAGCGGGAGGACUUUUCACAGCCGUUUUAAAGCUCCUCUGCGACCGGACGACACCGUCAUCUUCAACAUCUCCGCCCAGAGCGAGCUCGCCCAGCUGAUCCGGUUAGCGCGCCUCAUCGUGAUGGAUGAGGCUCCGAUGGCGCACCGGCACCACAUCGAGGGCCUCGACCGGACGCUGCGCGACCUGACGGGGUCUGAUCAGCUGUUCGACGGCAAGGUGGUGGUGCUGGGCGGCGACUUCCGGCAGGUUCUGCCUGUCGUCCGGCACGCCAACCAGGCAGGCGUCGUGGACGCCAGUCUCCGUCGCUCGCCGCUGUGGCGCCACUUCAGAGUACACCGGCUGCGGGAAAACAUGCGCGCCAGGCUGGCGCAGGAGGAGAACCAACAGGCCGAGCUGGAAGAGUUCUCCACCUGGCUGCUGCAGCUCGGCAACGGCGAGCUGCCCACAGACGCCGAGGGACGGGUCACCCUGCCGCCGGCGCUGGUGCUGGAAGCCGAGUUGCCGGCCGUCAUCGACUGGACCUUCGGCAACCUGACCGACGCCGACAGCAUGGCGUCCCGCGCCGUGCUGGCGCCCACUAACAGCACCGUCGACUCGGUGAACAGUUAUGUCACCGACAUCUUCCCGGGCCAGGCCGUGGAGUGCCUCAGCGUAGACGCCACCGUCGGGGAGGAGCAGGAGCCGGUACCCCAGGAGUACCUCAACGGGCUGUGUGUGCCGGGCCUCCCGCCUCAUCACCUGCUUUUGAAGCCCGGCAUGCCAGUCAUCCUGCUCCGAAACAUCGACCCGGCCAGGGGACUGUGUAACGGCACCCGGCUCCUGGUGGUGGCCGUCCACGGCGGCCGGCUCCUGGAGGCGACCGUGGCCUGCGGCAGCGCGGCCGGCCGCCGGGUUCUCAUCCCCCGCCUGACGCUGCAGCCGCCGGACGACGCCUUCCCGUUCGAGUGGCGGCGGCGCCAGUUCCCGGUGCGGCCCGCCUUUGCGCUCACAACACGGGCUUGCCGAUAA
This is a messenger RNA of Amphibalanus amphitrite, 4044 nucleotides long. RefSeq lists its product as uncharacterized. NCBI's taxonomy places the organism in Eukaryota, Metazoa, Arthropoda, Thecostraca, Balanomorpha, Balanidae. Bases 1 to 4044 code for a protein of 1347 amino acids. The record is from RefSeq and is a predicted model, not a curated record. Gene Ontology annotation, biological process: DNA repair; telomere maintenance. Gene Ontology annotation, molecular function: DNA helicase activity. The transcript is spliced from 6 exons.